AAAAAAAAAAAUAUUGUGUUAAAAAACUUAUUUAUUAAAUUAAUAAAAAAAUAUAUAUAACUAAAGAACAACAAAAAAAAAAACCUCCUAUUUGUAGUGUUUGAUUUUGGUUUUUGUACGAUUGUUAUUGUUUAUUUCUGUUCUUGUUCUUCUUCUUGUUGUUGUUGUUAUUGUUGUUGCUAUAUAUAAUUGUAGUAGUUUGUAAAUUAAUAAUACUAAUAAAGUAUUUGUUUGUGUAUUUGUGUGCCUAUAUGCCCAUUGAGUGCCUUAUAUCCUUUGAUAACAAUACUCAAGGUGUUUAUUAUGCUGGUCAAGAAUUAUCUGGCGUUGUUGAUCUUACAGUUGAUACAACAAAACGUAUUAAAGCCAUACACAUUACCGUUAAUGGUUAUGCCAAGAUACGCUGGAUAAAAAAGGGCUAUCCACGUGAUAAUGAACGUGCCAUGUGUCGAGCCUAUCGUUCGUAUUUAUCGUCACGUUCAUAUGUUUUGGGCUCAUGCGGUGCAACAACUUAUAUGGAUUGGUUAGCUGGUGAAUACUCAUAUACAUUUCAUGUUAUACUGCCGGACAAUUUGCCAACAUCAUUUGAUGGGAAAUAUGGUCAAAUACAUUAUGAAAUAAUAACAACAAUAGAUAGACCAGGACGUUAUCCUAAAGUUUUUAAAUUGCCAUUUACCGUAAUACAGCCGUUAGAUUUAAAUGCCGAUGCCAUUUAUAGGGUACCUUUAGACAUUCUCGAUCGCAAACGAUUUUGGAGUUUUUGCUGUCCAACCGGUCCACUAACCGUUAAAUUCUCCACUCCCUAUUGCGGCUAUGCACCGGGUCAAAAAAUCCAUUUCGUUUUAUACAUCAACAAUGAAUCCUCCAUAGAUAUAACCGAAUGUGAUGUUAAACUAAAGCAAGAGGUCUCCUAUGAGACCCAUGAUCCCCAGCAUGAAUAUCGUUAUGAUAAACAUUUGAUUGCCUGCAAACAAUUUGGCAACGUUUUGCGCUGGAGUCGCAAAGUUUAUCGAGGGUAUUUAGAACUGCCAUCUAUACCGCCGACAUCGGUGAAAACAACGUGUCCUAUAACCGUUAAUUAUGCCAUUAAAAUUAUUAUAAAACCAACAGAGUUCCAUUGGAAAAUGAAAUUGAAAAUACCACUGACCAUCGGUAGUAUACCAAUUAUGGAUAAUGGUGGUGGCGAGGGAGGUAUUAGUGCCGUUGGUGGUGUUGGUGGAAAUGCUUUAGUUCAGUCGAAUAACAAUAGUAUAAUACGUGGUCCAUUGGAUAAUGAAUCGCCACCCAUGACAACAUUAGAUGAUGUUGGCAUUUUGGCUGAAGAAGAAGAUCCAAAUCAAAAUACACCCACUAUAAUGGUGACUGAUACAACAGACAAUCCUCCAGAUUAUAUAGCUAUGAGUGAUGCCCCUUCCUAUGAGGAUGCAAUGGCUUUAAGUGAAAAAUUCUACGAUGACACCGAAUACAUGGAAAACGUGAGCAUGUCUAGCGUAGCAACCAAUACUAAAACGGAAAAUUUUAAACCACGCUAUCCCGUCUACUAUGAUUACGAAACGCCCAUUAUACCACCCGAGACCCUUUAUGAUGCCAUACCAACACGUUACCAUCAGCAACAUCAUCAUCAUUCUAUGGUAUUGCCAACGACGGAUAUGUCAUCAUCUUCGUUAGAAUUACAUCAUGUUAAAUCAUAUAAAAAAUUUCAAUUACUGCGUUACAUAAAGAAAUAGUUAAACGAUUUUUCUUACAUAAAU
Molecule: messenger RNA, 1751 nt
Organism: Lucilia sericata (common green bottle fly)
Lineage: Eukaryota; Metazoa; Arthropoda; Insecta; Diptera; Calliphoridae
Product: arrestin domain-containing protein 17
Exons: 5
Coding region: 252-1727 (491 amino acids)
Biological process (GO): protein transport
Cellular component (GO): cytoplasm
Source: RefSeq, a predicted model, not a curated record